Puntigrus tetrazona (Sumatra barb) is the source of this 3153-nucleotide messenger RNA. RefSeq names its product calcium homeostasis endoplasmic reticulum protein (gene cherp). The transcript has 19 exons. The coding region runs from base 192 to 2948 and encodes 918 amino acids. Lineage: Eukaryota; Metazoa; Chordata; Actinopteri; Cypriniformes; Cyprinidae. Gene Ontology annotation, biological process: intracellular calcium ion homeostasis; RNA processing. The record is from RefSeq and is a predicted model, not a curated record. Gene Ontology annotation, cellular component: perinuclear region of cytoplasm. Gene Ontology annotation, molecular function: RNA binding.
AUGCGCAGAUCACGUGCCGGAGGAAGUCGUCACGGUCGAGUUUCCCAUCGCCUCGUCUUGAACUGAAACACAACAAACCUGUUCAAAUGUAACGGUCGCACCCGUUUAAUGGAGUUAUUUUGUGUCGCUUCUCGGCGUCAUGGGAUAUGAAUGAAUCCGUGGUCUAAUAAUAGCGAGUAAUCCUGAGAAAAAUGGAUAUUUCCACGCCACCAGAAGAUCAAGAGCUGCGUAAUGUCAUUGACAAACUGGCUCAGUUUGUCGCCCGAAAUGGACCCGAGUUUGAGAAGAUGACUAUGGAGAAGCAGAAGGACAACCCCAAGUUCUCCUUUCUGUUCGGAGGGGAAUAUUUCGGCUACUACAAAUACAAACUGGCCAUCGAACAGCAGCAGCAUUCUGGCACUCAUGAUGAUGAAUAUAAAAUGGAAGCAGCGCUCUGUAAACCCCUGGGGAAAGAGGUGGCCGAGGUUCCUGCGCCGAUGUCGAUGCUCCCGCCGCCGCCGAUCCCUCCGAGCACGCCGUCUGUGGAGGAGCUGAUCCAGCAGAGCCAGUGGAACCUGCAGCAGCAGGAGCAGCACCUGCUCAGCCUCAGACAGGAGCAGGUGACGGCCGCCAUCUCUCUGGCGAUGGAGCAGCAGAUGCAGAAGCUGCUGGUGGAGACGCAGCUGGACACCAACGAGUUCGACAACCUGCUGCAGCCCAUCAUCGACACCUGCACCAAAGACGCCAUCUCGGCUGGGAAGAACUGGAUGUUCAGUAACGCUAAGGCCCCGCCGCACUGUGAGCUGAUGGCGUCGCAUCUCAGGAACCGCAUCACGGCGGACGGGGCGCACUUCGAGCUCCGCCUGCAUCUCAUCUAUCUGACCAAUGACGUGCUGCAUCACUGCCAGAGGAAAAAUCAGAGGGAUCUUUUGGCGGCUCUUCAGAAGGUCGUGGUUCCCAUUUACUGCACCAGUUUCCUGGCUGUAGAGGAAGACAAGCAGCAGAAAAUCACCCGCCUGCUGCAGCUCUGGGAGAAGAACGGCUACUUCGACGACGUCACCAUUCAGCAGCUCCAGAGCCCGGCCCUGGGCCUGGGACAGUAUCAGGCGUCGCUCAUCACGGAGUACGCCCCGGUGGUGCAGCCCGUCCAGAUGGCCUUCCAGCAGCAGAUCCAGGCGCUGAAGACGCAGCACGAGGAGUUCGUGAGCAACCUGAAGCAGCAGCAGACGGCGGCGGUAGCAGCAGCCGCGGCCGCCGUCGGUCAGCUGACGCCCGCGGACGCCGACGUGAAGACCCAGGGGCCCUUGACCUCUCAGCCCGCAGACCUGAAGCCUCCGUUGGCCGGUCCUCCACCUGGCGAUUACGAGGGUGCUCCGAGUCGCCCGUCCGACUCGAACCCGGCAGCGUCGUCCGACAUGCCCUCCUCCAAACAGGGCUGGUUCGAUCCGCAGCACAACAUGCCGGCCUGGAACCCGCAGCAACCGCCACCGUUCGACCCGACCCAAGCCCCGCCCCCCUGCCCGCCCUGGAACAGCCACGAGGGCAUGUGGAACGAGCAGCGGGACCCCAACUGGAGUGGCCCUCGGGACGGGGGCCCCACAGGCCCCUGGAGCGGCCAGAACGAGCCGCCGCCGUCCUGGAGCGGUCAGUUCGAGCAGCCGCCGUGGAGCGGACAGCCAGACCAGCCUCCGCCGUGGGGUCAGAGGGAGCCUCCCUUCCGCAUGCAGCGGCCCCCGCAUUUCCGAGGGCCCUUCCCUCCUCAUCAGCAGCCGCCGCCCUUCAACCAGCCGCCGCCACCUCACAACUUUGGACGCUUCCCGCCGCGGUUCAUGCAGGACGAGUUUCCUCCGCGGCAUCACUUCGAACGCCCGCCAUAUCCUCCGCAUAGAUUCGACUACCCUCAGGGAGACUUCCCAGGAGGGGAGAUCGGUCCGCCUCCUCAUCAUCACCCGAACCAGAGGAUUCCUCCGCCCGGGAUGUCCGACCCUCCUCCGUGGGGCGGGAACCAGCAUCCCGAUUUCGGGCCGCCUCCUCACGGCUUUAAUGGUCAGGCCCCGCACAUUCGGAGGCAGACGCCGUCUCACGUCAGCCAGGACGACCCCAGCCUGGUGCCCAACGUGCCCUACUUCGACCUUCCCGCGGGACUCAUGGCGCCGCUCGUGAAGCUUGAAGAUCAUGAUUAUAAGCCUCUGGACCCCAAAGACAUCCGUCUGCCGCCCCCGAUGCCUCCCAGCGACCGGCUGCUGGCCGCGGUGGAGGCGUUUUACAGCCCCCCAUCCCACGACAGACCCAGAAACAGUGAGGGAUGGGAGCAGAACGGUCUGUAUGAGUUCUUCCGGGCCAAAAUGAGAGCGAGGCGGAAAAAGGAACAAGACAAACGCAACAGCUCCCGAGGGAGUCCUUCGCGCAGUCGGUCGCGGAGUCGAGGACGAUCCACGUCACGCUCCAGCUCCAGGUCUUCCAAAUCCUCUCGCUCCAGAUCGCGAUCCAGAUCUCGCUCUCGUUCCCGCUCCUACUCCAGAUCUCGCUCCAGGAGCAGGAGUCACUCCAGAUCCAGGUCCCGAAGCCGCUCCCGCUCCAGAUCUCGCUCCAGAUCACGAUCUCCAGAAAAGCGCCGCCACUCUGCAAAAUCACGCAGCCCGACGCCACCCUCCACAUCUGGUUUGGGUUCAGGCCCUGCUGCGAUACCACCCGACCUCAGGCUGGGAGAAGAAAACAAGGGCCAUCAGAUGCUCAUGAAGAUGGGCUGGAGCGGAUCGGGAGGUCUUGGUGCAAAGGAACAGGGCAUUCAAGACCCCAUCAAAGGAGGAGACAUUCGAGACAAGUGGGACCAGUAUAAAGGAGUAGGAGUCCCGCUGGAUGACCCGUACGUCAACUACAGGCGAAACAAAAGCUACAAUUUUGUCGCAAGGAUGAAAGCACGAGAAAAAGUAAGCAGAGACCCCCAGGAGCCCUCCAGCACAGAGUGAUCACCAUCACACAUGGUCGUUUUUUUUUGUCAAUGUCAUAAACUUGUUUUCAUGUUUAUUUGAAAAUUUUCUUAUUUCCCUUGGUUCCAUUUUGUAGUAAAAUGCAUCAAAGCGUCGUUGUAACUCAAAAGCGUCGGUGUCAUCUCAAGCGUUUCCUUUGACUUAAUCUGAGACUCUACAAGCAAAAUAAAGAUGUUUUAAAAAG